Molecule: messenger RNA, 2229 nt
Organism: Neurospora tetraspora
Lineage: Eukaryota; Fungi; Ascomycota; Sordariomycetes; Sordariales; Sordariaceae
Product: regulator of G protein signaling domain-containing protein
Exons: 3
Coding region: 1-2229 (742 amino acids)
Biological process (GO): intracellular signal transduction
Source: RefSeq, a predicted model, not a curated record
AUGGCCGCAGGCUCGUCAUCGUCCCGCUCAACGUCCACGGCCAACUCUGAUUCUUCACCAGUAGUUGCAUUGCAAGCAGGCAACCGAAGCACAGGUAGCACCGUCACCAGCAGUAAAUCCAGGAGUGCCAGCGGCAGCAGCUCCAGCAUCAGCAGUAGCGCAAACACCGGCAGCGCACCAGCAACCUCGGGAACCGCUUCAAAUACCACCUCCUCCCACUCCUCUUCCUCCACCGUCUCCGCCCUCGCCGGCAACACAAUCGCAAAGGCGAAUUCGAAUUCUGUCCGCGAUCCCGUUGCCAAGCCCACAUUCCCGGCGGCUUCAGGCUCCCAAACCCGACAACAGACGCACUUGAGCUCCCCGUCUGUUAGCUCCCAGCGCGCUGGUGGCAUUUUCGCACUCGCCGCCGCCGCUCUCGAUAAAACCUUGGCCGGCUUAGGAGAAGCUAGAAUCCGGCCACGCCAAUCAAACGGUCGUCUUUCUGCCGGCCCCGAGUCCACCGUUGGCGGUCCUCUGCUGCCCGGCCCGGACAAUCUCUCCCGCUCCAGGUCCGCUUCCAAGUCUUCUCCCGAGGACGGAAAGCACUUGGCCUCCUCGCUAGUGCCCCGGGAUCCCAAUCCCCCUGCUCAACCGUAUAGCGAAACCGAUCCGAACAGACCGCUGCCCGUACGCGUCGGCCGCGUUGAUAACAAGAUGCAUCAAACUUCCUCGAGACUGUUGCGCAUGACGGAUGACGAUCGCCCGUUCACAAAGGAUUUCAAAGAUCUCUUUUCGACGCUGAUCGUCUCCCUUCUUCCCCUCUCCGCCCAUCGCGUUCGUCUGACCAAGGUGGAACACACCUUCCUGUCUGAGGAUGCCAUCAACAACUUGGGCUCCCUCAAAUUCUCGCAGUCCAACCGCAUGCCGGAUCCUAAGGACCCUUCGCGCAUCGUGACCACUACGACCACAACAACCUUCUCAAUGGCCAAGGACAUGGCCCGUUCGAUAUGUCAAAGAUUCCUCGAGGCCAGGUUCAUCGAGUCUGCGGAUGGCAGAUACCAACAGGUAUACAGCAUGAAGGGGUCCGUAUGGCAGCUAACACCCAAGGGAAUCUCCAUUUUGGAUCGCUUCUGCAACAGAAACGGCAUUCAACAGAAGCAAGUCGCCGAGCUUAUCGGAAACUCGUUGCCUCAGAUAGUCAUUUUGGAGCGCAAUCCCCAAUCUGACAAGGUGCUCACCGACCACGCCCUAAUCGAAGUCAUCUUCCGCCGGUUUAUUGGUCCCAAUGGCUUCAACAUCAAGCAGAGCGUGAGCUCGGCGGACUCGGACUCUCUGAGUGACUACAGGGAUGGUCUGACGGGUGUCAAGAUGGCUGCGGAACGCAAGGUGAACGGCAGGACCUACCGAGACACAUUUACUGGAAAGGCUGCAACGGACUGGUUGAUGGACUGUUCGACCGCAGUGGACCGCAGGGAAACAAUCGAAAUCGCCUCCCUUUUCGUCGAGUAUGAGCUCAUGGAGGCCGUUCAGCAAGACAAGGCCCACAUGCAACAAAACCCCGGCCACCACCUAUUCCAACCCACCAAGCACGCCAUCUACCAGGUUACAGCCAAGGGCAGGGACCUUGUCAAUGGAUCCUUGGUUCGCGGACGGCCUUCUGAGAGCGAUGGCCACUCUGCCUCCCGCUCUGUUGGCAUCGCGCGUGACUCCAAUACCCAGCGCCUAGACAAGAUCCUCAACGAAAAUUCUUUGCGUCUGCUCUUCCGCGAGAACCUCCGUGAGACUCACUGCGAGGAGAACCUUGCCUUCUACUUGGAUACCGACGAAUUUGUCCGCCAAUGCAGAGCAGCGAUCGACCUUGCGCAAAGGAGCCCCAACAGCGCGGCUUCCUUGGAUGGAAUCAAGGAGAUCAUGGCCCAGGCCUACGGCAUCUACAAUGCUUUCUUGGCCCCUGGUUCUCCGUGCGAACUCAACAUUGAUCACCAGUUGCGUAACAACCUCGCGACACGUAUGACCAAGGCGGUGGGCCAGGACGUUACCAUGAUUGAUACGCUUCGAGAAGUCAUGGCGCUUUUUGAGGAUGCUCAGAACGCUGUUUUCAAGUUGAUGGCGAGCGACUCGGUCCCCAAAUUCCUUCGCAACCCGAAGUACGAGCAGACGCUCAGAAACUACGACUUCGAUUCGGUCACUCCCACUCAUGGCCAGGGGCGCGGGGUGGAGCGCAGCCAGAGCAGGUCGAACCGCACGUGA